Clupea harengus (Atlantic herring) is the source of this 2193-nucleotide messenger RNA. Its product is annotated as MAM domain-containing protein 2-like. Gene Ontology annotation, cellular component: membrane. The transcript has 13 exons. Lineage: Eukaryota; Metazoa; Chordata; Actinopteri; Clupeiformes; Clupeidae. Bases 1 to 1953 code for a protein of 650 amino acids. The record is from RefSeq and is a predicted model, not a curated record.
AUGGCUGUGCAGGUAACCGGACCGGACCGGCGGAGUCUCGCUUACCUGUCCGUGCUGAGGGGCCGGGAAAGUGGGUAUGUGGCUCUGGAGGCCGAGGGUUCUGCGGGUGUGAGAGGGGUUCUGCUCAGCGCAGAGGUGGAGGCACCGGAGGAGUGGCACUGCAUCAGACUGGUCUACCAGAUCAGUUCCUCUGGCUCCCUGCAGGUGGCGCUGCGCUCCGAGGGAGAGAGCUUCGACCGGCCACUCUGGACAUCCCAGCAGCCAUCACACAGCUGGAGUAGGGUCAACAUAGACAUCCACAACUCAACACAGACCUACAGGGUGGUCCUGGAAGGUCUCACAGGCGGAGAGGCAGCAAGUGCUGUGUCAAUCGCUGACAUACAGGUCACAAGCGGAUACUGCAUAGAGUGUGACUUUGAGAAAAACCAUCUGUGUGGAUACAAGAACCAGUGGAACAGCAAGGUGAAAUGGUUUGUUGGAGGCGGAUCUUUGGAGACCACACCCACGCAGCCAAACACUACAGGCCGGUACAUGUAUGUUGACUCUGCCUACACCCAGACGUUCCAGGAAGUGGCCCAGCUUGUGUCGCCCCUGACAACCGAGCCCCUGUCGGGCUGCCUGAGCUUCUCGUACCAGCAGCAGCAGGCCGAGGGCCACUGGUUGUCCUUCCACACGCGCGACCAGGCUGGCCAGUACCAGGAGCUGUGGAGGGCUCCAGAGCCGGCCGACCAGCAGCAGCAGCAGCUUACUCAGGUGUGGAUACCUGUGCAGGUGGACAUGAAGGCACCCAACCCUGUCCAGCUGGUGUUUGAGGUGGCGUAUAACGGUCCUGCAGGAGGUCGGGUGCUGCUGGAUGACGUCUCCUUCUCACCUGAGUUCUGUGACGCAGGGACAGAGCCCAUGUUUGACACGUCUGUUGCCAACUGUGAUUUUGAGAUUGGCUUCUGUCAGUACAGACAAACUGUAAGAGGGUGGAAGAGGGUCUUAAUGCAGCCAAACAUUUACCAAACGGGAGACCACACCACUGGCACAGGGGCAUUCCUGCUGACGGCGCCACGCUUUGCGGACCAGUCCUCCUACGUCAGCCAGCUGGUGGGCCCGGUCCUGCCCGGGGGGCUGAAGUUCUGCCUGCGGUUCUUCUCCUCUCUCCGGGGCUUUGGCUCAGCGGCGCCCCCUCUGGCAGUCUACCUGCAGCACAUGCACAGUGGAGCCCUGCAGGAAGUGUGGCGUCAGUCAGACAACACCAGAGACGUGUGGACCGCCCAUGAGAUCACACUACACACACAGCACAGUACACAGGUGGUGUUUGUUAGUACUUGUAAGAGCUUCUGGAACUGCUCAUCAGUUGGCCUUGAUGACAUCAGCAUGAGUCUGGGGGACUGUGCGUCACCCUCAGGCUCUCCUGGCCCUUUCCUCUGUGACUUUGAGGCGGGGAUGUGUGGCUACUCCCAGGACCAAAAGGACUCUGCUGAUUGGCUGAGGAACCGAGGGCCCACGCCCACCGCUUUCACUGGGCCCACAAGAGACCACACUUCUGGGAGAGGACACUACCUCCACAUCGAGGCCUCUUUAAUGCUGACAGGGCAGCAGGCACGGCUGGUUUCAGGGAUGCUGCGGGGGUCAAGAGGUCGGCAUUGCCUGCGCUUCUUCUACAGCAUGUUCGGCUCGGGUACCGGCGACCUGAGCGUGCUGCUGCGGAAGGCGCUGGAUGGCCGGGAUGUGUUACUAUGGAAACGCUCCGGCGAGCAGGGAAUCUCAUGGCUGAGGGCCACGGUUAACUACCAGUGUGAUGAACAACAUCAGAUUGUCUUUGAGGCCUCCAGAGGCUCCUCUCUACGCAGUGACACUGCCAUUGAUGACAUCAUGUUUGAGAGAGGGCUGUGCCCAGAUGCAGAUGACCAAUUCAAGCCAUCUGGUUUGCCAGGCGAUGAAAAUGGAAACAUCACUUAUUAACAAAAACAAUGUGUGCAAUAUUGUUUAUCAAGAUAAUAUGCAUUUUUUAUAUCAAAAUAUGGUAACACUUUAUUUAGAUAGUCUAUCUACAGAGACUUUACAGUUGGUUUGUUAAAAUUCAAGUUUCAAGUGUGUCUAAUUGUUGAACAUCAUUGACUGAACAUAAUCUGAACAGGAACAUAACAUGAACAUGUUUUCCACAUGUACACAAAACAUUAAACUUUUGAAUUCAGCUUAAAA